GGGGCAGAGAGCGCGUACGUCAUGACGCCACUCGUGUCACUACUGAAGUGGGUGCUUGAACGCACCAGGUUAAAUCCGUAACCAACGCGGGCGUCAAGCUAAGUACGUCGAAGAGAAUCCGGCGCGGUUCAUUUCUGAUAGCGCUACGCGGGCAGGAGCCGGCAGACGUUGCUGCAGCUGUUUUCCUUUCACUUUUCUUUGUAUUUAAUUUUUUUUGUACUUUUAUUUUAUUUUCUGUUGCUCCAACAUCAGCAGUCAAUGUUUGUUGGAGAGGAAACGUACAAGUAUAGACAGAGCAUUUCAGAGCAACAAUGAGCACAUCAAAACCCAGUGGACUCAAAGCGCCCAGCAAAAUUGGCAGACCAACCAAUGCUGGGGUCACGAAGACGUCUCCUUCUGCCGGUGCUGCUAAACCAGCUCAGAGUGACAAAUCCUCAGCCGAAGCCCAAGAUGCAGGAGAGCAGUUCAAGAUCGGGGAUCGCGUCUGGGUCAACGGAAACAAGCCGGGCGUCGUUCAGUUUUUAGGAGAGACCCAGUUUGCUCCGGGCCAGUGGGCUGGAAUUGUGCUCGACGAGCCAAUCGGGAAAAAUGACGGUUCGGUGUCGGGCGUGCGCUACUUUCAGUGCGAAGCCUUGAAGGGUAUUUUCACAAGGCCCUCCAAGCUUUCGCGCACAGAAGGUGAGGCGGACGGCACGGCGACGGCUCCUCCGUCCCGCGCUUCGUCGCCCACCCCGUCCACUACGUCGGUGUCUGCUUCAACCAAGAAACCAGCUUCACCCACUAAAACCACCGCUGCUCCAGCCUCAGAACUGGUGCGGUCGAAGAGCGAAUCCGUGUCCAACCUGUCGGAGAGCGGCUCGGUCAAGAAGGGAGAACGGGAGCUGAAGAUCAACGAUCGAGUGCUGGUUGCUGGCACGAAAGCUGGUGUGGUGCGUUUCUUGGGCGAAACAGAUUUUGCCAAGGGUGAGUGGUGUGGAGUUGAGCUGGACGAGCCCUUGGGGAAGAACGAUGGUGCUGUGGCUGGAACCAGGUAUUUCCAGUGUCAGCCCAAGUACGGUCUGUUCGCACCAGUGCACAAGGUGACCCGUAUCGGCUUUCCCUCCACGACCCCAGCCAAGGCGAAGACCACCGUGCGGAAGACGACGACGACCACCACCACCCCGUCAGGACUGAAGCGCAGCCCCAGCGCCUCCUCCAUCAGCUCCAUGAGCUCCGUGGCCUCGUCAGCGAGUUGCAAGCCCAGCCGAACAGGACUGCUGACAGAGACGUCUACGAGGUAUGCGAGGAAGAUCUCGGGCACGACGGCGCUUCAGGAGGCCCUGAAGGAGAAACAGCAGCACAUCGAGCAGCUCCUCGCCGAGCGCGACCUGGAGAGAGCCGAGGUUGCCAAGGCGACCAGCCAUGUGGGCGAAGUGGAGCAGGAGCUCACGUUACUGAGAGAAGGCCAGGAGCAGUAUGUGCUGGAGGUCGAUGCCAAGAUGGAUCAGCUGCGAGCGCUCGUGGAGGCUGCGGACCGAGAGAAGGUGGAACUGCUCAACCAGCUGGAGGAGGAGAAGAGGAAGGUGGAAGACCUGCAGUUUCGGGUGGAGGAAGCCUGCAUUACCAAAGGAGAUCUGGAGACGCAGACGCAGCUGGAGCAUGCCCUUCUUAAGGAGCUUGAACAGAGUCUUCUCUUUGAAAAGACCAAAGCUGACAAACUGCAGAGGGAGUUAGAAGACUCUAGGGUGGCCACGGUCUCUGAGAAGUCCCGUAUCCUGGAGCUGGAGCGGGAUCUCUCGUUGCGGGACAAGGAGGUAGCUGCUCUUCGUAAAUCGUUGGAAGCUGUCCCAGGGCAGGAUGGGGUUCCUGACUCCUCCGUAUUAGUUCUCCAGGAGGAGCUGAGCUCCCUCCGCGCACAGCUGGCCGCUCAGAGUCACAGUCACCAGACAGAGCUGUCUUCCCUGCGCGAGAUGCUCGCGGCUCGAGAAAAAGAACACGGCGAGUCUCUGUCGCAGCUCCAGUCAUCCUCAGGUCGCUUGUCAAAGGAUAACGAGCAGCUUUUAGCUCAGCUGGCCAAAUCUAAGGAGGAGAAUUCAAAUGUCGUUGAGGAGUGGCGCGCUAAACUAGCAUCGGUCGAGGCCUCGCACCAGCAAGCUUUGGAGGAGCUCAAAUCCUCCCACGAGGCAAGCAGAUCUGAGCUGGUGGAGGUGAGCAAGGCUCUAGAACAGUUGCAACUGACACACAAACUGCAGCUCGAGGGGCUCGCCAACAAACAUGCUUCUGAAGCCAUGGGCUGGACGGGUGAAGCCAAAGAGCACAAGGCGCAGCUCCUGAAAGCCAGCGAAGAGAACGAACGGCUGGUGGAAACGCUGCGCACCAAUCUGGAGAAGGCAGAGGAGCAGCACCUGGUGGAAAUGGAGGAGGUGCUGGGAAAACUUCACAGUGCUGAGCUCAGGGUGAAGGAGCUGGAGGACACGGGAGUUAAGAUAGGGCAGCAGCUGCAAGAAAGGGCACAAGAGGCCCUGGAGCAAAAAACAGCCCUUCAGACUCUGCAGUCGCAGCACAGUCAAGGGAACCAAGAGAUGGAGAGGUUACUGACCCAAAUCGAGGAGGCGAAGAGCCAAGCCAGAUCUCAGGAAGAAAAGGUCACUGAGUUGAAUUCAGUACUAGAGGUUAAACAGCAAGAGCUCAAUGGCCUGUUGCAGGAAAAGAGCUCUCUGGUGCAAGAAGUUAGUGUGCUGAAACAGAAUCUUGAAAAAACAUCUAAUGAUCAAGCCAAAUCCGCUCAGACUAAUCAAGAGCUGCGCGAGGAGCUCAAGAAUAAAGAAGAACAGAGCACAUCUCUUUCUGCUGAACUACAGGAUAUGAAGAGCCAGAUUGCCGGUUUACGGAGAAGUUUGAAAGCAAACGAAGAAAGGAUACAGCUGCUGACCAAAGACAAGACUAAACUUGAGAAUGACAUCAUGGACAUGACGAAAUCGUCGGGAGACAGUUCUACUCUAAUAACAAAGCUGAAUGAGGAUGUCAAGCUGAAAGAGAGGAGACUAGAGGAGCUUCAGAAGCAGCUGGAGGAGGAGAGGGAGAAAGCAGCUCAGGCUGAGGAGAAACACUCUCAAGCACAAGUCCAGGCUGAGAAAGAAGCCAAAAGCCUUGAGCAGAAACACAAAGCAGAGCUUUCAGACCUGCAGGAGAAGAUCAAGCUUCUGGAGACGAGCGCUGAAGACAAUCAGGCUAAAGCCAAAGACAUGCUUGCUGUGGGAGAGAAAGCUCUGGCCGAUGCUGUGGAGCGUCACUCAAAAGAGAUGCAGGAAUUACAAGGCAAGUUUGAUAAAGUGCAGCAGGAGCUCCGUGCGUCUCAGGAUGAAAGCCUGGAGCUGAAGAAAAAGAUUGACGAGCUGAAGACCUUCAAAGAAAAGGCUGUGGUGUCAGAGACAGCAGAGCAGGCUGCACAGGCCUCGCUGGAGAGACUGACCCACGACAACCAACAGCUGCAGAAAGACAAGACUGAGGCUGAGACUCUGGUGACACAGCUCAAGAACUCAGUGCAGGAAAUGCAGAGCAAGCUGGAUGCUUUGAAACAGCAGAACUCGCAGCAUGAAGAGAGUCUGAGCUCUGACAGCCAGAAGAUCAGCAGCCUCACCAAAGACAUUGAGGAGUUGAAACAAGCAGCCGCUGAAAAAGAGCAGGCAGUGGAGGCUCUGAAAAAAGAGAAGGAGAAGCUGACGGUGGAGCUCGCCAGCAGCCACAAAGACAGCAACAUCCUGCUGAAUCUCAAGAAGGAGUGUGACAAUCUCAAUGAUCAGUUGAAGGAGGUGAAAUCGAGGGAAAGCGCUUUGAAAACUGAAUCAGAGAAGGAGAAAGCAGCUCUCCAGCAGUCCCUACAAACACAGAGUGCCUUGAUAACAGAAAAGGACAAAGAAUUAGACUCUCUGCGAAAUGAGCUGGGCACUUUGAAACAGCAGAACUCGCAGUAUGAGGAGAAUCUGAGCUCUGACAGUCAGAAGAUCAGCAGCCUCACCAAAGACAUUGAGGAGUUGAAACAAGCAGCCGCUGAAAAAGAGCAGGCAGUGGAGGCUCUGAAAAAAGAGAAGGAGAAGCUGACGGUGGAGCUCGCCAGCAGCCACAAAGACAGCAACAUCCUGCUGAAUCUGAAAAAGGAGUGUGACAACCUCAAUGAUCAGUUGAAGGAGAUGAAAACAAGGGAAAGCACUUUAACCAGCGAAUCAGAGAAAGAGAAAGCAGCACUUCAGCAGUCUCUACAAACACAGAGUGCCUUGAUCUCAGAAAAGGACAAAGAAUUAGACUCUCUGAGAAAUGAGUUCAAAAAGGAGUGUGACAGCCUCAAUAGUCAACUGAAGAAGAUAAAAAUGAGGGAAAGCACUUUAACAAAAGAAACGGAGAAGGAGAAGGAAGCACUACAGCAAUCUCUUCAAACACAGAGUGCCUUGAUCUCAGAAAAGGACAAAGAAUUAGACUCUCUGAGAAAGGAGCUAGCAGGUCUGCGUGAUUCGACACAGACGCUGCAGUCCAAUCUGAAAUCCCACAGGAGUGAGAACACGGUGCUGCAGGAGCGAGUGAAGAAUCUGGAGAGGAGUUUAGCUGACGCUCAGAUCACCAGCGCAGGAGACGACGACUCGGAUGAUUCUGCUUUAAAAACAUGGAAGGAGGCAAAGGAGAAUGCUGAGCGACAGGUUGAAUUCCUGAACUCGGUUAUUGUGGAUCUGCAGCGGAAGAACGAAGACCUAAAAUCUAAACUGGAGAAGAUGGCUGAAGCAGCGCUCAAUGGGAACGGCGCAGCUGAAACAGACACUCAUAACAGUCACGCGGAGCCAGCGAUCAAAAAGAAACCCCCUCCCCGUCUCUUCUGUGACAUCUGCGACUGCUUUGACCUGCACGACACCGAGGACUGUCCCACCCAGGACCAGAUGCUGGAUUCGCCGCCACACACCACCUACCACGGCAGUCCCAACGACGAAAGGCCGUACUGUGACAUCUGUGAGGUGUUCGGCCACUGGACCGAGUCCUGCAACGACGAUCAGACUUUCUAGGGUCCUGCCUCCGUGAUCCCGCCACAUUUGUACUUGCAAUACUAUGCCUUGAAUCAAACCGUGCACAAAAGACUGUUGUAAGUUUGCGUGGUUUUUCACCCGUGUGUUUGCCACCACAUAAGCCUAAACCCUUCAGUCACUUUAAGCGAGCAUCAGUAGUUUACUCAGUGGCAAUUUUACCUGCCUUUAUUGCACUGAAUGACUGUUAGGAGGGAAGAGGGUUUUAAGUUCACUUUGAAAGUACCUUGUAGUAAAAGCUCAUUCUUUCUGUGGUGGUUAAGCAGGAAAUCUGGAAACUACGGUUCUCUCAUACGCUCGAAGGUCUUCGGUUUCAGAUCUUUGAUCUUCAGUGCUGACCUCUGGUGGACGGGAGGCUUGACUUCUCAACAGCCCUUCACAUAUCAACGCGUUUGGAAGAGAAGUGUUAAUAUAAAGAGUAAGUUAUUCUAGUAUUGUGAAAAUUUCAGAAUUUCUAAACAAAAAAUAAGUAAAUAUGUUUCAAACAUUUAUCAUCUUUCAGAAUGACUGUUAGGAAAACGUUCGCAACUUUUGCCCAAAAAGAAAUGAAAAACGCAAGUAACCACCAUCUUAUGGUUUUUGUUACUUUAUUAUUAUUAUAAUUAUGACGUUGUGGAGAUCUGGUAUGUAUGAAAUUGUGACUGUUUCCAGUAAAGUCGGCGUGUGUUUCCCAGAUUGUUUGUGAGACAUUUAUUUGUAUAAAGAUCUAAAGGGGAAAUUUUAUGGAAAUAAACUUCAAGAAAUGUCUUUUAAGUGCAAAAAAAAUAUCCUUUGUGUUGUAUGUUCAUGCGAAUGUGCUGCUCUAAAAAAAAAAAAAACGUGUGCGUGGCCCUAAAGAACAUCGGAAACCGUCUGCAGAAAAUGUAGGGCAGUUUGUCUCUUGUCCGAGCCAGACGUUGUUUUUGAAAAUGAAACUGCCUGAUGAAAUGCAGUGAGUUACAAUAAACAUUGUUUUCAAAUACA
Molecule: messenger RNA, 6008 nt
Organism: Labeo rohita (rohu)
Lineage: Eukaryota; Metazoa; Chordata; Actinopteri; Cypriniformes; Cyprinidae
Gene: clip1a
Product: CAP-GLY domain containing linker protein 1a
Exons: 31
Coding region: 312-5027 (1571 amino acids)
Biological process (GO): positive regulation of microtubule polymerization; cytoplasmic microtubule organization
Cellular component (GO): nucleus; microtubule plus-end; cytoplasm
Molecular function (GO): microtubule plus-end binding
Source: RefSeq, a predicted model, not a curated record